CCGUCACCUCUUCUUCAAGCUAAAUCUCUUACUCCUAACUAUUUUUAAAAGCCACAUUUCAAGAUGCUGCCUUUUAAGCGAACUUUCGAGCCGGAGAAGCGCCAACUGCAGGAGCUCAACUGCAGAUUGGCUCAAUAUUUAAACCGGACAAAGCAACUGGAGCAAGAAAACGCGAAUCUAAUUAGAGAAAUAAGCGAGCUGAGGCAGACUAAGACCGCGCAAUGGGAGCCCCAAUACAAAGCCGAGAUGCGGGACUUGAGGCGGACGGUGGAGCAGCUGUCGUUGGAGCGGUCCCAGGCGGAGAUGGAGAGGGAGAAGCUAUGGCUAGAGUUGCAGACCGUCCAGGCACUUUGCAGCGAGCAGACGGGCGUGUGCCGGGACAUCACGGGGGAGCUCCGGGGAUGCGAGAAGGAGCUGACCGUGGCCCACAAAACAAACGCGGAGCUGCAGCAGAGACUGGUCCAGCUAGAAGAGGAGUGCAGGCGGUUGGAGGAGGCGCACAAGCAGGAGAUACUGCGACUCAGGCAACAGGUGGAGACCCGGAUGACCCCCUCUCACUACAUGAGUGUCCAGAGCUCCCGUGGGCCCCUGCUCCCUUCUGUCACUGUGGAGGACGUCCAGGACUACGCCUUUGGGCUGUCUGAGGGCUGGGUCAGGACCUUUGACAUGUACCAGCAGAAAGUGGAGGAGAUGGAGAGGGCCAUCAGAGAGGACCAGGCACGCAUGUGUGACCUCCAGAGAGAGAAAGAGAUGUACGCCACUCAGCUGGAGAGGCUCCGAGCCCAGGCUGAGCAACAGGGGCAGGAGCAGAUGAGACUGGAGCAGGAGAUGGUCAGCAUGCAGGAGAAGUUCCACCUGGACUGUGAGGAGUAUCAGAUGGUGAUCGAUCGGCUGCAGAGGGAGAGAGAACUGAUGGCCCACAACAUGGAGCAGAAGAUGCUAGAACAUCAGCAGCUCCUUCAGCUUAAGAUGGACCUGGGGCUGGAGCUGGCUGCAUACAGGGCGCUUUUGGAGGGUGAGAGGGUCAAUCUGGAGGAGUCUCAGAGGAGGGCGAACCAGUCGAGAGAAAGAGUCAUAGAAAUCAAGAUGCCCUCUCAGGCUUACUCACCCAGAACCCCCCCCUCAACUACCCGGCUCCACACCGACUUCAGGUCCUCCCCAGCGGCUUCCUCUUACAGAAGACCCCCUGUGCCUAGACCCAGCUCUGGAACCCUCAGCCCCUCUAGGAUCGUUCCCAUUUCAGUCGCCCGCAACCAGAGCCCAGCUGCCAGGAGGGACAUGAUCUCCUUCACCAAAGCAAGGGCUGCGCAGUCUUCCACUUCCACUACCCCCUACACCACCAAAGACAAGCAACCAGAGGCUAAACCUGUACCGAAAGUAGCUAUACCCACCCACCAAAGUUCAAAAACCCAUACAGAAACAAAAGUGCUUAGUGCUACGACAAGCAAAAGGAAUGUAUCAGAGGGCAGAGAGGAAAGAAAGGCAUUUGACAAUAGCUUGAUGAAUGGCAGGCCAGAACAACCAAGCACCAAGAAGAUACUGGACACUGUGUCUGUUGAGGAGAUGAUUGAGAGGGCCAUCAAAUCAGAAGGCUCAGAAGAUUCCGGAGAAACCAAAGUCCGCUAUCACAUCGAGAAGACCCAGGAAGAAGAUGGAACCACCAAAACGCGAAUUGUUUUAGAAUCGAAGGUCGAAGAGGAGUUGGAUGUGUCAAAGGAUUCUGAUUUGGAGGAAUUUCUGCACCAAGGAACCAAGAAGAUGUCUCUGGAGGACAUCAAGGAUACAGCCACAGCAAGUAUGAUCAAGAAUCUGCUAACUGGGAUGAAGGAAGGAGAGGAUUUGUCGAACAAGUCGAUCAAUGUUGAAAUUAUUGAAGAAAAGGUGGAGAGUGUAAGUGAUGAUGAGGAGGAACCUGAGAUCAAGAAGUUAGAGAAACGUUAUCAAGAACAAACGUCAACGUAUUUUCAGAUUGAGGAGUUGGAAAACGCGCCAAGAAAAGAUAGCAAUGAACAGUGGAAAGAAGGAUUGGGUCAAGUUGAGGAGGUUUCCAGAGAAAGCGAUUCGUCUUUCAUGUCACAGGAUAAGGAACAACGAGAGUAUUUUGUCUCCACUCCGGAUGAGUUCUCGGAGACGGAGGAAGGUGGUGGGAUAACAUCGUACGGCCAUUACGGAAUUGUGGAUGAUCUUUCCGAUGAGCGAUAUUAUCAAGACGAGCUUCUCCCACUCAGAGCCACACCCGAUGAGGGCAAAGACUACAAGUUCAUGACAGGUGAUCGCCCGUCGUUUAAGGAAGGUUUUCCGGAAUGCAUCAUUGAGGAAGAGGUUCGAGUCUCACCAAUUGUGCAAAAUUCUGUUCUGGAGUUUCUUCGUGAGGACUCAUUGGAACCGAAAGAUCAGCUGCAAGGAGCUCUGGAGACGCUGCAGGAAUCCGUGUCUGGCCCUUUGAAGGAGGAGCUGGCCUACCUUACCAAAAUCAGCCGCGAGAGCCCUGACAAAGUGGCCGUAGAUGUCCGCAAGGUCUCACAGUCCAGCGAUGACGGCACCAUGACCAUCGUAGCGGAACUCAAUGUCUCUCAAACCUUGGAAGAGUCCGGCUUGCUGGACGAGAGUGGAGAUUUUUCGGAGGAGCAGCUCAUGGCAGCUUUAAGAGGAGCAGGUCUGGAGAAGGCGUUGCAGGGCGGAGCCAGUGGAGGGUACAGCAUCAAGGUGUCCACAGAGGAGGAGGAGUUUGGGGGCAUAUCCGAGAAGGACAUCAUGGAGAAGCUGAUGAAAGGAGAGACAUCCUACAGCUACAAAGUUGAGGGAGGUUCAGAGGAGGAUACGACUGGAGGUGUUGUGAAGGAGCAGAGGAUUGUGUAUCUGGAAAGUCCAGAUGAUUAGGAGGACACUGUGGGUUUGUGAUAGCACUUAAGGGAGAAGUAAUGACUGUGAGAAAAUGUUAGCUUCCAUGCAUUGGAGUUUUUAGCUACUUUGUCAGUUGAUGUACAUUUUAAAGGUGCACUAUGUAACUUUUCUAGUGGAGGAUUUGUCACAUGCUUGUCUUUAUCUAUGGAGAUGUUAUUGCUUUGCCUGGAAUUUGUGGAUAGGGAACCCAGAUCACAGUAAGAAUGCAUGAUUUACAAAGUGUUUUUGAGCAAUAAAAACACCUUUAAUGGAAGAAAGGCAAGAUAGAUUAUUUUGAUAUCAUGGACGUUUACAGGCAAAGCAAUAACAUUUCCAUGCAAACAAGCAGGUGGCGUAACCUUCACCAGAAAAGUUCCAUAGUAUACCUUUAAUAUAUCUUAACAUUAUAGUAAAAUUGAUCGUUCAUAGAUACUAAUCAGUGUGUCUGUGUCAGUCAGAAAGUGACAAACAAAAAGGCAAUAUUAAAAUAAAUUUAAAAAAUAGCAAAAGUGAAUUAGUAAAACUGGCAUACUUAAGAUAGCAUCUUAAAUAAUAGAAUUUUUUAAUCUGGUUAUUGAGUGUGAUGACAUUGCAUUAACAAUAAUUUGAUAAUAUAUUGUGCAGUCCUAAUAUGUAAUAGCAUGGUUAUUAAUGGGACAACUUCUAAAAUACAGUAUGUGAUUGCUUUUCAAAUCAAAACCAGACCAAACUAUUCUUGAUUUUUUUCUAACCCUUUUUUUUUUUUUUUUAAACAAAAUAUAAAUUAUUAUUUUAAUUUGCAAUAAAAAGAAACAUUUCUCAGCUACACAUUUAAAAAAAAAUAUAAAUUCAAAUUAUAAAAUGCAGGCAAUGGGCAGUUGGUUUGGUAGGAGAGACAUGCUGUAAAAAAGUGAUGUGUAAAAAAUCUUUAUUAUAGCUUUAACACUGGUGCUUUACUAAUGCUCUGAAUUUGAACUGACUGUGGCUACUUUUGUGGUGGUGGUCUCCUUGGUUAUUGCUUUGCCUGGAAUAUUCCUCAGUAUAGCAUUAAACAUAUUUUUUAUGGAAUUUAUGGCAAUUAAAAACACGUUUAUUUGAAUAAGCGCACUUGAGAUACAUGAACACAAGCAGGUGGCAGACCCCCUAUUAAAACAUUAAAAAAAGUUACACAGUUCACCUUUAAAUACAGAUAUUGUAGCAAUGCCACAUUCUAUCUGCUGACAACUCUAUGCAGGGGUCUUAAACUUUACUUGGUUCUAGAUCGCUAAUAUAUUUUUCUACUAACCUGGUGUACAGCUUAACCUCUGCCUCUGUCUCUGUCAUGGCUGCCACGUUUUGAUGUCUCACCUAAGCACUGUGCAGCACUUGUAAUCAUUGUUGGAAUGUUAUGCACCAUAUCCAUGUCUUCUUAUGAGGUCGAUUAGUACGUGUUCACUUGACAUUACAGCAUUUUAGUCUCGGUAUAGUUUAAACAGAGCUGGAGGAGAGGUCAGAAUACUAUGGUGGAAUUUGCUGUUCAAUAGUCUGAUAUUUUGACCUGGUUUACGGGUUGUGUCUCUGUAAUUAUUGGACCUGUCUUCAUGAAACAAUGAUAAUAGCUUCAGAAAGUGUGUUCAGAAAGCUUUUUGUCAGUUGAAAGGACCAGAAGAUUAAUGUGACAACAUUUGUGGAUAAUAAUUUUGGAAGUUUCUUUCAAAACAGUGAAUCUACCAUAGAGUUAUGUAGGCCCUGCCCUCCAUCUGAAAUCAUAACAGCAAUUCUUACACAACUUAUUUCAGUUGAAGUCAGCACAGUUGGGGUCUUAAUAUCGCUAACACAGCUGGAUAGAACAAAAUGCAAUAUUAAAGGUCCCAUAUUAUGCAAAUUCAAUCAAAUCAGACUCUCUUGGAAGUGCUCUUUCUUGCAUGUUUUUCAAGUUCAUAGGGGGUGGGCAACUGACUUUAUCUAGUUUUUCAUUAUAUUGUCUAUUGUCAAUGUGUGAAUUUUAUCAUCAAUGUUCCAUAUCACUGGAUCUGACAAAUAAGUUGAGUUUUGGAUCUCAAUACACUCUAUUCUGCAAAUCUGCAAAAUGAACACUCUGGUAUAUUAAGUCAUAUUUGGCUAAACCAAAUACCAGAAAAUUAUUAUAAGCAGUAGAGCAUAAUGUGAUAUGAUAUUUCUGGACUGUUUUAUAGUGAGAUAUUAAAGCCACAGUAUGUAACUUUUGCCAAAAAUAGACUAAAAUAAAAACAUGUUUAUUCAUUAUGGAUGUCUUUAUUGCACUGAGCAGGCUUGCAUCUCCACAAACCUGACUCUUAUUUGGGCUGUGGGAGGGCCUCUACAAAACUAAACUAUACAAAUUUAAAGAUAUUCAGUUUAUAAUUACCACCUCUUUAGUCCAAUCUCCCCCAUGUCUAUCACUGCCUGCUCAUGUGUGUUGUCAGUUAGGAGACUCAGCUUUGGUCUUGGACUGGCUCCGGGCUGGUUCCUGACCUGGACUAUUUCUAGCCCUCAGGAGCUUAGAGCCAGAGGGACGAGGACUUGAUGUGUUUGUGCCAAGACAGAUACGUGACUGCAGUCUGCUCCAGUAUCAUGUAGUGCCCUUUCACCAUUAUCACCACUGUUCACUGUGUUCACUAUUGAAGACAACGCCUGUAUGUCUGACACUGAUGUGCUCCACUCCUAUUCACACGGGAUUGUGUCUUUAUCAUGUUCAUCUGGAUGUAGAAUAUAUGCACACCAUGUUCCACAAAUGGUGCCAUUUCAGAAUGUCUUUAAUGAGAAUAAAACAUGAAUGUACACAA
This is a messenger RNA of Boleophthalmus pectinirostris (great blue-spotted mudskipper), 5645 nucleotides long. It is a transcript of the gene synm, whose product is annotated as synemin, intermediate filament protein. The coding region runs from base 64 to 2880 and encodes 938 amino acids. Gene Ontology annotation, biological process: intermediate filament cytoskeleton organization; fast-twitch skeletal muscle fiber contraction. Gene Ontology annotation, cellular component: neurofilament cytoskeleton; intermediate filament; costamere. The record is from RefSeq and is a predicted model, not a curated record. The transcript is spliced from 6 exons. Lineage: Eukaryota; Metazoa; Chordata; Actinopteri; Gobiiformes; Gobiidae. Gene Ontology annotation, molecular function: structural constituent of muscle; intermediate filament binding; structural constituent of cytoskeleton.